This is a messenger RNA of Rhizophagus irregularis DAOM 181602=DAOM 197198, 883 nucleotides long. The record is from RefSeq and is a predicted model, not a curated record. NCBI's taxonomy places the organism in Eukaryota, Fungi, Glomeromycota, Glomeromycetes, Glomerales, Glomeraceae.
UUGUGUGAGAAAGAUUUAAAAAAUUGACGUUAAAUUACAAAUUUAAUAUUAAUUAUUAAAAUUAUUCUGAUAAAAAACUAUUCUUUUUUUAUUAUUAUUAGAAUAUUAAAUAAAAAAUGGAUGAAAUGUCUGAUAUGUCCGAAUGUCUCAUUUGUUACGAAACAGAAGAUAGAGAUUUUCGUAAAAUAACUUCAAAAUGUUCUCAUCGAGCCGUUGUUUGCGUAGAAUGUGUUAACAAACAUAUUAAAAAUCAAAGCAAUGAGAAACAAAUCCUCGAAAUUCCUUGUCCUACAAAAGGAUGUAAAAAAAAAAUGGAAAGACAUGAUAUCAAAAAUAUCGCAACAAAACAAGUCUUUGAAGCAUAUGAUGAACUUGCUUACAAAAUUGCGAUUCAAAGAAUCCCGGAAUUUAGAUGGUGCAAAGCACCUUGUGGAGCUGGGCAAAUCCAUAUUGGGAAAGAUGAAGCUCCAAUUGUGAUCUGUGAGGGUUGUGGAGCGCAUUCGUGUUACAAACACGAAGUUGCCUGGCAUACUGGUCAAACUUGCAAGGAAUACGAUGAGAGUAUAAAACAAUCAGAUUUUGCUACUGCGGAUUAUAUUUCACGAGAAACAAAGGGAUGUCCUGGAUGUUCUAUACCUAUUGAGAAGGAUGGAGGUUGUGAUCAUAUAACUUGUACCAAAUGUUCCCAUGAAUUUUGUUGGUUAUGCCUAUACAAACAUCCUUCCCAUAAGCCUACGUGUAGAAAAAACCAAAUGUUUAACGGAUACAACAACGUAUAAAAUUUUUUUUUUGUUUUUGCGUUUUAUAUAAAUAUACUUGAGAUAUAUGGUUAGAGUAUUGUUCUUUAUAUUUAUUAAUAAAGUUGAUAACUUAUCCUCAUAAC